AGCCGUGCGGGGCGAGCUAGACCCAGGCGUAGGACUCGCGGCCGGGACCAACAAGGAUUAGAGGCCCACAGAAGGUUCUGGAUCACCAGGAACGAAUCACGUGCAAAAACCAGCGAGUCCUCGCGUAAGGAGAAGGCUUCCCGACACUAAGGGUCCCCGAGACUCAGACAGGGGCGGGGCUUCGUGGCGCACGCGGCGUCGGGGCGGGGCCGGCGUUGGCCAAGAUGGAGGCCAACGUGUUCCGGUUUCGAGAUGCCCGGGCCGCUCCGGAUCCAGUGCUGGACGCCGAGCCAGUGGCCUUCAGCUCGCAGCCGGUGCCGCUGGUGCUGGACAACGGAUCAUUCCAGGCUCGCGCCGGGUGGGCGUGCCCCGGGCCGGACCCGGGCCCCGAACCGCGCCUGCAGUUCCGCGCCGUGUGCGCGCGCGGCCGUGGCGGAGCGCGCGGCGGGCCGGGGCCUCAGGUGGGCAACGCGCUGGGCAGCCUGGAGCCGCUGCGUUGGAUGCUGCGCUCUCCCUUCGAUCGCAACGUGCCGGUCAAUCUGGAGCUGCAGGAACUGCUGCUGGACUACAGCUUCCAACACCUGGGCGUCUCCUCGCAGGGCUGCGUUGAUCAUCCCAUAGUUUUGACAGAAGCCGUGUGCAACCCACUCUAUUCCCGCCAAAUGAUGUCCGAGCUCCUUUUUGAAUGCUACAGGAUCCCGAAGGUUGCCUAUGGGAUAGACAGCCUCUUCAGCUUCUACCACAACAUGCCCAAGAAUGCCCUUUCCAGUGGCCUCAUCAUUUCAUCCGGCUACCAGUGUACGCACAUUUUACCCAUCUUGGAAGGAAGGCUGGAUGCCAAAAACUGCAAACGCAUCAAUCUCGGAGGAAGUCAGGCGGCUGGCUACCUGCAGCGGCUCCUCCAGCUGAAGUAUCCAGGGCACCUGGCAGCCAUCACGCUCAGCCGCAUGGAGGAGAUCCUACAGGAGCACAGCUACAUUGCUGAGGACUACGGGGCAGAAUUGCAGAAGUGGCGGUGUCCUGAUUACUAUGAGAACAAUGUCCACAAGAUGCAGCUGCCAUUCUCUAGCAAGCUCCUGGGCAGCACACUGACGGCCGAGGAGAAGCAGGAGCGGCGGCAGCAGCAGCUGCGACGGCUGCAAGAGCUCAACGCCCGGCGUCGGGAGGAGAAGCUGCAGCUGGAUCAGGAGCGGCUAGAGCGGCUGCUGUAUGUGCAGGAGCUCCUAGAGGAUGGCCAGAUGGACCAGUUUCACAAAGCUCUGGUAGAGCUGAACAUGGACUCCCCAGAAGAACUGCAGUCCUACAUACAGAAGCUCACCUUGGCAGUGGAGCAGGCUAAGCAGAAAAUUCUUCAGGCGGAAGCCAGCCUCGAGGUGGAUGUGGUGGACAGCAAGCCAGAGGUGCCGGGGCCUGUGGAGACCCCAGACCUGGAGCAACUGGAGCCCUCCUUGGAGGAUGUGGAGAAUAUCAAUGAUUUCGAGCCCUUGUUCUCAGAGGAAGCGCCCGAAGUGGAGAAGCCGGUCACCACAGUCCAGCCUACCAUCAGCUGUUUGUUGGGACGGAGAGGAUUCGUGCUCCAGAGAUUAUUUUCCAACCGUCUCUCAUAGGAGAAGAGCAGGCGGGGAUUGCAGAGACCCUUCAUUACGUCCUGGACAGGUACCCAAAGGCUGUUCAGGAUACCCUGGUCCAGAAUGUUUUCCUCACUGGUGGGAACGUGA
Messenger RNA from Onychomys torridus (southern grasshopper mouse), 1718 nucleotides. It is a transcript of the gene Actr5, whose product is annotated as actin related protein 5. Gene Ontology annotation, biological process: regulation of DNA-templated transcription. The record is from RefSeq and is a predicted model, not a curated record. The coding region runs from base 225 to 1607 and encodes 460 amino acids. Lineage: Eukaryota; Metazoa; Chordata; Mammalia; Rodentia; Cricetidae. Gene Ontology annotation, cellular component: cytoplasm; Ino80 complex. The transcript has 8 exons.